Thalassophryne amazonica is the source of this 4552-nucleotide messenger RNA. It is a transcript of the gene pdgfrb, whose product is annotated as platelet-derived growth factor receptor, beta polypeptide. Gene Ontology annotation, cellular component: signaling receptor complex. The coding region runs from base 482 to 3775 and encodes 1097 amino acids. The record is from RefSeq and is a predicted model, not a curated record. NCBI's taxonomy places the organism in Eukaryota, Metazoa, Chordata, Actinopteri, Batrachoidiformes, Batrachoididae. Gene Ontology annotation, biological process: protein phosphorylation; positive regulation of smooth muscle cell migration; multicellular organism development. Gene Ontology annotation, molecular function: platelet-derived growth factor beta-receptor activity; platelet-derived growth factor binding; ATP binding. The transcript is spliced from 23 exons.
UCACUUGCUUUCUGCUCAGCUUUCCUUCAGAUCUGUCUCCCUCCUCUCUGUCCAUGCUCACUCCUACUCUGGCUGCAGCAGAGGCGGAACUGCUGACACUCUGUGGGACUCCGUGUGGGAACACGUUGGUAGAAACGUGUAGAACUGUUUAGUAGAAGUGGGACUGUGAGAGAGGGGAGAAGAGGAGAGCCCCCUCUCAGUGCUGUGAUUUGACUAAGAAAACAAGUGGCUGAGAGCAGAUACCUCCUCCAGCGGACUCCUGGGACAGUGCAGCUUGACCUUACAACCCUCAGACUGUGAACAUCUGAGGCAUCCAUACAUCUGAAGCAGCAGCAGCCCCUGUAGGGAAAAAACGGCUGGAAAACUCUGCUCCGAUUUCAGACUUGGACUGAGUGUUGGCCAGCAGUCUCCUCAAACACAGAGGGAGCGAAGACGUUUGGGAUAACCUCUGAAGAACCUGUGUGGGUUGAGUUACACCAACAUGAGGAGUGCGACGGUGUCAGCGCUCCAGGCAGCAGCACUCACAGUUACAGCUCUGGUGUACCUCUGUCCGGGCGUGUGGUGCCUGGAGAUCACGCCUGGUGAAAGAGAACACAUUCUGCCUCAGGGCUCCUCCUUCACCCUCAACUGCUCCGGCACGAAGGAGACCACCUGGGCUUUUAAGAAGGAGGAUGUCCCGUACUUCCAAGUGGACCCGGCCAAAAAUUAUCAAAUUGUCCAAAUCAGUCCCACUUCCAGUAUUUUGCACUUGUGGGACCUGAGCUGGAAACACACAGGAGCGUAUGUGUGCAUUGAUCGACACACUGGAGAAACAGAGGAAGUGGCCGUUUUUGUCCCAGACCCUGAUAUGUGGUUUGUAGAGAGUUCCCACGGCAUGGUAACUAAGACCAGCGAGGAAACUAUCAUCCCCUGUGUGGUCACCAACCCCAGCAUCAAUGUCACGCUCUAUGAGAAGGACGCUGAUAUCCCUCUGACAGGUUCAUAUGUUCCUAGCGAGGGCUACAAGGCAGCGCUGGAGGAGAGGACCUACGUUUGCCGCGGAGAGCUAAACGGGAAGGUCAAAGAGUCCCAGGCAUUCUACGUCUACAGCAUUUUUGUCCCAGAGGCCAUCGACGCCUACGUUAAUGCGUCAAAGACAGUCCUGAAGCUGAACGAACCGCUGACAGUAAACUGCACCGUGCACGGCGUGGAGCUAGUGGACUUUUCAUGGGAUUACCCCCACAGGGAGGAGAUUAAUGUAGAACCAUUGACUGAUGUCAUGUCCACCAUGAUCAUGCGGUCCUGCCUGAACUUCCCCACUGCCACACUGGCCCACAGCGGAAACUACAUCUGUCAUGCUCGUGAUGUCAUCCAAGGCCAGAGUUCCUCUGCCAGCAUCAACAUCACUGUGCUCGAGCGAGGUUUUGUGGACGUACGGCCUUCUCAGCGACAAAAUAUAUCAGCCAAAUUGCAGACCAAUGUGCAGCUGAGAGUGGACAUCGAGGCCUAUCCAACGCCGCAGGUCCUCUGGAGCAAAGAUGGCGCCUCCAUUAAUGGAGACCGAACCAUCAUCACUAAAUCAGAACAUGAGACCAGGUAUGUGAGUAUUCUGACUUUGGUGAGGGUGAGGACAGAGCAGAAUGGUGUCUAUACCGCCCUUAUCAGCAACGGAGAUGAUGUGAAGAAAGUGACCUUUGAUCUUGAGGUCCAAGUUCCCUCUCAGAUUAAAGACUUGACCGAUCACCAUCUCCCUGGAAAGAGACACUUGGUGACCUGUGUGGCGGAGGGGGUCCCGACCCCAACCAUACAGUGGUACAGCUGUGACAGCAUGCUCAAGUGUAGCAACCAGACAGCAGCGUGGCAGCUGCUGGUUCCUGAUCCAGAGGUGUUGAGCAUCCAGAACAACGUCACUAUCAGUGAGAGCCGUAAAAUCAGCCAGGUGCGCAGCCAGGUGACCUUCCACAAGCCUCAGCAGGUUACAGUCCGCUGUGAAACCAGCAACCGAGGAGGAUUCAUCGACAGAAGAGACAUCAAACUGGUGUCCAGCACAUUGUUCUCCCAGGUGGCAGUGUUGGCUGCUGUUCUGGCCUUAGUGGUCAUCAUUAUCAUGUCCAUCAUCAUCCUCAUUGCUGUGUGGAGGAAGAAACCUCGCUAUGAGAUCAGAUGGAAGGUGAUCGAGUCUGUGAGUCAGGAUGGUCAUGAGUAUAUUUAUGUGGACCCCAUCCACUUGCCCUAUGACCUGGCGUGGGAAAUGCCCCGAGACAACCUGGUUCUGGGUCGCAUUCUUGGAUCAGGAGCUUUCGGCAGGGUGGUCGAGGCGACCGCGUACGGCCUCACUCAUUCUCAGUCCAGCACAAAGGUGGCAGUGAAAAUGCUGAAAUCUACGGCCCGGAGGAGCGAGACCCAGGCUCUGAUGUCUGAGCUGAAGAUCAUGAGUCACCUGGGUCCUCACCUCAACAUUGUGAACCUGCUGGGAGCAUGCACCAAACACGGUCCUCUGUACCUGGUGACAGAAUACUGUCGUUAUGGAGACCUGGUGGACUACCUGCACAAGAACAAGCACACCUUUCUGCAGUAUCAUGCCAAAAAAACCCCAGACACCAGCUGCCUCAUCCCUCGAGGCAGCACGCCGCUCAGCCAGAGGAAAGGCUACGUGUCUUUUGGAAGUGAUGGAGGCUACAUGGACAUGACGAAAGACGAGCCCUCAGUCUAUGUGCCCAUGCAGGAGCAGAUCGACAACAUCAAAUAUGCAGACAUCCAGCCCUCUCCAUACGAGUCACCCUACCAGCAGGCCUUAUAUCAAGAACAAGGGAGCAGCCGAGUGGACCUGGUCAUCAGUGACUCUCCUAUUCUCACCUACAAUGAUCUUUUGGGUUUCAGCUAUCAAGUUGCAAAGGGGAUGGACUUCCUGGCUUCCAAGAACUGUGUCCAUCGUGACCUCGCUGCCAGGAACGUGUUGAUCUGUGAGGGCAAGCUGGUCAAGAUCUGUGACUUUGGCCUCGCCAGAGACAUCAUGCACGAUUCCAACUACAUCUCUAAAGGCAGCACUUUUCUGCCGUUGAAGUGGAUGGCACCAGAAAGCAUUUUCCAUAAUCUUUACACCACUUUGAGUGAUGUGUGGUCAUAUGGCAUUCUUCUUUGGGAGAUUUUCACACUGGGAGGUACUCCAUACCCUGAUUUGCCCAUGAAUGAGUUGUUCUACAAUGCAUUGAAGAGAGGCUACCGAAUGUCCAAACCCACUCAUGCUUUUGAUGAAGUGUAUGACAUCAUGAGGAAGUGCUGGGAUGAGAAGUUCGAGAAGAGGCCUGAGUUCUCCUUUCUUGUCCACAGUGUUGGGAACAUGUUGGCAGACAGCUAUAAAAAGAGAUACAACCAAGUCAAUGACAACUUCUUGAAGAGUGACCAUCCAGCAGUGGCUCGCACCAAACUUCGACUGUCAUCACCGUUUCCGAUUGGCAACCCAUCUUUUGGCAAUCCCACCUUUCCACUGGAUCCUUACAACCAGACCCCAAGCCCUGGAGAUGACAGACAAGAAUCAGAGGCACAUGAAGUCACGAAUUUAUACAAUGAGUACAUCAUUCCAAUCCCAGAUCCAAAGCCGGAGGAGGCUUAUGGAGACGUGGACAUGCCAUCAGAGAGUCCUGCAAGCUCUCUGGCUCUGGAGGAAGAAACUGACUCCGUGUCUGAGGACACGGCAGAAACUCUGCCAGAGGAGGACCGGCUGGAGGAGAACAGUGAACGAGACGCUUUGCUGGGCUUCACCGGGACGCCCGAGGUGGAAGAUAGCUUCCUGUAACCAUGGCAACAUUGGCAGGACAGAUCUUUUAUUUGGGGGAAUUGUUUAGAACACGUGAAAGGGAAUGUGACUAAAGUAGAAUGUAGCAAAAUUCACUGAGAAGGCAAUCUUUGUCACUAAGCACAGUUAAGGUUUUGUCCCUUCUGAGUUGUUUAUCACACUUUGUACCUCUAAAUCCACACAACAACAAAAAAAACCUGAAAUUAAGCAUCGUUGUUGUUGUUGGAGAUUUUAUGUGACAUAUGGUACUUUAUUCACACAGCCCUAGAAUUAGUUUGCAGUAGAUAAAGGUUUCUCUUUACUGACUCAAUUCAACAACACAUAACUUUUACUGUCAGUUUAUCACGUUGUAAAUCAAGUGCUCCUGUUUUUACUCAUUAUUUGACUUAUUUUAAGGAUUUCUGACCAACAUCUGUUUUACAUGUAGAAUAAAUGCACGAUAAAUUAGAUGAAUAUAAAUGUAAUUUUUGAAAAGCAUCUUCAGUAAUUUUCUAUUACAGUUUUGCACUUUAUUUAGAUAAAUUAGGUUAAUAAAAAACUAAAUAUAUGACUUUGUAUUGCUUUGAAGUUAGAAUAAUGCAACUGAGAGUCAUCAGGAUUGUUUAACCUACAUGUGUAACUGUAAAGUGAAUAUGAACAGAUUCUGUGAUGAUUUCUGACUCAAGUGAAAAUACUGCAUACAGCAUAUCACUGCCUGAGAACAAAAUGCUACAGAUGUGUGUCUUUUUUAAAUUUUGCAGCAAUGUGGGUUGGAAGAUAUGAAGGGAUACUAUACUU